Molecule: messenger RNA, 3438 nt
Organism: Suhomyces tanzawaensis NRRL Y-17324
Lineage: Eukaryota; Fungi; Ascomycota; Pichiomycetes; Serinales; Debaryomycetaceae
Gene: ZCF20
Product: Zcf20p
Exons: 1
Coding region: 1-3438 (1145 amino acids)
Biological process (GO): regulation of transcription by RNA polymerase II
Cellular component (GO): nucleus
Molecular function (GO): DNA-binding transcription activator activity, RNA polymerase II-specific; zinc ion binding; RNA polymerase II cis-regulatory region sequence-specific DNA binding
Source: RefSeq, a predicted model, not a curated record
AUGGCCGACGACAAGAAAGCGCCCCCGCACAAGCAGCGCAAGCGUGUGCCGUUGGCGUGCUUAAUUUGCAAGAAGAGAAAGGUCAAGUGUGACAAGCAGAAGCCCACCUGUAGCGAGUGUAUCCGCAACGGCGUGGCGCACAUGUGUGAGUAUCUCGAGCCUCACUGGUCCAGCGACGGUGGGGCCAAAAAAGACCACGACAGAGUCGAAGACACCGACGCCUACAAGCAGUUGCAGGCAACCAAGGAGAAGGUGAUCUUUGGCCAGCGCCAGGAGAUCGAGGACUUGAAGCGCCAGUUGCUGGUGCUCCACCAGUUGCUGCCGUCACAGCGUCCCGACCAGGGGAGUGACCACCACGUCCCUAUCACCGUUCUCACCACUUUGAGUCCGUCUGCACUGAACAGCAAGAAGCACUUCAUGGUGAUGGACGACCACAAUUACUCCAUCUGCGCCACCCUGGGCACUGCCAGAACCACCACAUACACCGACACCUACAGCUGGAUCAACCUCAUCAAGUUGGACCCCCAGUUGACCUCGUUAUGGUACAAGAUCACCAACUUGCAGAAGAUCUACCACACCUACAAGAUGAACCAGUUGAUUGAAAACACGGCCAGCGCCAAGACACGGCCUGCAAAGAAGUCCGACUACAGAAUCAACGAAAUCGACUUCACCUACGCCGUCAGUUCGCCUAUGGCCAAGCCAGACUCCGAAAAAACAGGCUCCCAGGAGUCCCAGCACCGGUGCCCGGUGAUCGAGUGCGAUUUCAACUUCAUGAAUGAGGACAGCCAGGACCAGUCUAAUCCUUCUCGUUCGUCGUCGCCCUUUCCGGUGUUCACCAAGUCGGACCUGGCCAUGCCUCCCAAGAAGGACUUCUUGAUGACCGACUACGAGGACGUCAACGAGAAGAGCAAGCGGACCCUUAUCAAGAUCCAAAACUUGUGGAAUUCUGUGUUGAACUUGAUCCGAGGUAACGAGCCCUUGAACUACAAGCAGCUUUACUUCUUGCUUGAUUUCUACUUCAACGACAUAUCGGUGGAAUCAAAGAGCUUGGUGGGGCUUUACAAGCUUGAAAUCCAAGGAACCAUCAAGAAAAAUGGUAAUGAAAUAGGGUUGAACUUGCUGAGCGAUGUCAAACCCCCGAGCAGCCCCCACCCCCAAUCCGACCAAAACCUCUACGAGAGAUUAUUAACGAAGGGGGUGUAUGUCUGCUUCUUGGCUCUUAUUAUAGAUGAGAGUUUGGAAAUUUUACGAAUGAAAAUCAAAUCGAGUAUCAAGGACGAUGCGUGUGAAAAGUUCAAGAUGUUGUUUCCCACUGAAGUGGCCUACGCGAACGAGAUUUAUAAGGGAAACAUUUUGGGUGUGGUUCAAGAGUUUUUGCUUCUUGAUCGUAAUUUGAGAAAACCAGGAGUUUUCACCGAAACUGAGUUGGCAAAGUACGAUGUACAAUUACCCAAAUCCGUUCUAAAAUUGAUGGCGCCACAAAACUCAACACCCACUCUUUCUCAUAUUUCAUGUUGUGUCUUGUUGUUGAAUCGAGGCUUAUUGUGUUACAAGAAGGAAGGUUCAUCGUCUGAUUUGAAAUCAGGAUACACAUCAAUUUUCUCGCACGUUUUGAACUGUAUUUUGAACGAAUCUAGGCCAGUUGAAUUGUGGAAAGAUCCAAAUUAUGUAUUUUUGAAGGACUCGAAGAGAAAGAACAAAGAUUUGAAAAUACAUAUUUGUUACUUAUGGACGGACCUAAUCAGAAUAACGAACUUGAUCACAUUCAACUACAUUCCCAUUUUAAAGCAUUCUGAAAAAUUGGAGAACUCGAUGCAAGAACUUUAUACUAGAAUUGAAGAAGCCAGCGCGUCUCAGAGUCAUGUGCGUUACUUAAACGAAUUAAAAUCUUCAAAGUAUCACGAAUUGAAAUCAAUGUUGCAAGCGCAUUAUUUGAUUGCUAAAAUCUCGGGAGCUAUUACCUUCGGUAUUAUGAAGUUUGGAGAAGUCAGGUUAAAUGUUCUGAAUUUGAGAUCCUUGAUUACAGAAUGUGAUGAGUGGAUUGGUGAUUUACAAGGUGCAUUGCACAUAGGAAGAGAUGGAGGAGACAAUGGAAGACUCUACAUAUUGGAUAACAACUCGUCAAUACGUGGUUACAUAGAUGACAAUAAUAUCUCACAGGCAAAACUUGGGGCAGGAACCUUUAUCAGAAAGUUUGAAGUAUUUUUGGUGUUGAGCUAUCUUCGGUACUUCAUGAAAUACAUUAUUCUUCUUCAAAGUGAAUGUUCGAUGGAAGAGAGUCUAAUCCAAUCACUUUUGCCCGGAAUUUUCAUAGACUUGUUCCAGUUUGUGGAUCAUAUACGCAAGCUCGAUCUCGUCAACUUGAAGUCCUCAAGUUCUCAAUAUGUUUUGCUGGCCAUAAUAGAAGUGUUGACAAGAGUUAUUCAAUUUGUGGUUGGUGUGUUGAUUAGAAUAAGACAAGGGGAAUCAUCGGCUUCUACAGAUGCCCCAUUGAGAAGAGAAUUGGACAAGAUGAGGCCAGAAAUCGACAAAGCUGUAAAUGCACAGUUUGGUUGCAACAUUGAUGAAUUUAUAAGUACCCAGAUGGUGGGAGUGAUUGAGGAUACGGUAGGACUUUUGGAAGGUAUAUUGAUAGAUAAGGAUAAGUCCCACAAGUUGUCGAAGUUAUGGAAGUUCUACAUGACAUUUAUCACUAACUCAAGCAAAAUGAACAUUAUUCAUUCGAACGUGCCCGAAUUCAAAGUCGAUCAAGCUGGGCGUAUUCCAAAUGGUAGUCCUGAAAAGGCCGUGAAGAGUGAAUUUAAGAGGUGUCCAAUUUCUCAGAUCACUACGCCGAUGGACACCGACUUUUCACCUCCAGCUGAUUUAUCAAAGGGUGCCAAGAAGUGUCCAGUCAAUCACAGUCUCUUGCCCGACCCAAGUCCUCCCAAGGCAGGAAAAUGUCCUGUCAACCAUAACCUUUUGUCCGAAACCAGUCCUGCCAAGGCAGGUAAAUGUCCUGUCAAUCAUGGAGCGUUUGCAAUGCCUAAACCUGGCAGUCCUGGAAUCACUACCAUGAAGAAUGAGCAGAGAAAGAGAAAGUGUCCAUUCGACCAUACUAUGUGGAAUAACCCUGCCAUUGGCAAGGGGGUAGAAAGUAACAUCCGAGGAAAAUUACACGGAGAAGCUCCAUUAUCUGCACAACCCAGUCCUCCAGUGUUCAAAACUCCUACUCCCAAACUUGAAGAAGCGGUUCUUCCUCCUCCAAUUAUGAAUCUUGGACCAUUACCGCAAGAAAGCACCGAAACUGUGGUCACACCCAGUGCAUUCCCAGGAAUCUCGGAAAGACAGGCAUUCGACGAUUUUGACUUCGAUUUCCUCCACAACGAGUCAUUCUUUGAACAAUUGAACUUUAGCAACGGCUUGGACAACAUGCCAGUGGACGGUUUCUUCCAGUAG